GAAGAAAGCAGCACAGCAACAUUAAUCUUUGGCCGAUGCGGGGAAGCUGGAAGGUCUUCCUAGCUCUUUAAGCCAUUCACUGGUACACUGAGACUGUCCAGCCUUGAGAUCUGCUGCAGGCAGCGGGCUUGUCUGCAAGCAAUGCCGAAUUUUGUAACCUGGGCUUCAAGAACCACUGCAAUCAUGUUUCACUAGCACCAUUCUUGUCGCACUCCAUUUGGUCUGGCAUUGUAUACUUUUGGGGCCUGUGGCUGAUAUACCACCAAAUCGAUCUGUAAAUCCCGAACGGAUGGGAAAAAGCAAGGGGAGCCGGUCCCCGAAACCAGAGGGGAGCCCACGAAUGGUGGCGCCACCUGGUGGUACAGCUGGCAAUGUCUCUGCCCCAGGCCUAGUUGGCCAUUCUUUUGAGGUGGCGAUCAUUGGCACUGCUCCCCGGGGUCCAACCAAUGGCCCGGCGCGCAUCUACUUAUCGCCCACGCUCAUGAUGGCUGAGGCGGUCGGCACUGGAGACUUGCUGGCGGUUGGUCUGCUGGGAUCGGAAGGAGGGCUUGUCAAUCUUACCGCGUUACAUCAGCUGACAAGCGGACAGAGCGCCAGCAGCUGUGGGGACUUUUUCACACUGGUCGAUGCAUGGCCGUCGCCCAAGCUGCCCCGAGACGCCGCCCGCCUCUCCCCUCCCCUCGCGGACUCCUUGGCCCAGCCCCCGGGAGGCUCCGUUUUGUGCCUGUUCCCCCUUCAAAAAGUCGACACCCUCAGCGGCCCCGACACGCAGAGCGUUUCGGGUCCAAAAUCGACGGCUGUGCAAUCGAACAUUCGGGCAAAGUUUCGAAUGGAGCGGUGUUCGAACCUCCAGUUGCGAUGGUGCCCUCCUCAAUCGACUGAUCACACCGAACCUCUGCCGCUGCCUCUUUCGCCCCUGACACCCCCUAGCAAAGGCACCCCUCCAAGCCGGCCAGGGAUCCCCCUCGACACGCAAUCUCCUCAGAGCCCGCAGACUCCUAACCCACACCCUCAAACCCCAGGUUUACAAGCCCAAAAUCCCCUAACCCCAACUCCGCAAACCCCCCGGGGGAGGCGGCCGCCCCAGGCCAGCCCAGCGACCCCAAAAGGGCGCAAUGUUUCCAGGGGGUCUGCGUCCCCUUCGCCGUCCCCCCUGAAACGAAACCAGGAGGAGCAGCCACCCCCCAGAAUGACGGAGGGGCAGCGCGCUGCGGUGACGUCACUGUUGGGAGACGCGAAAGGGAGGGGUGUCGUGGAGACGUUCGCGGCACGGUGGUUGGCGGGAAGACAUCUGGUUGAGGGCAACCACGUGAUCAUCCCCCUCUGCGGGUUCAACUGCACCUUCCAAGUUCUCUGUCCCACCGCCUCAGAAGCUGCCACGUCAACUCCCCCCGAAGAACCCUCUUUCUCUUUUCGCCCCCCCGAAACGAACCCGCCUCUCCCGUCCGCUUCUGUACCGCCACUGGUCGCGUUCUCAGUGGUUGGCGCCACAAAAGUUUCGUUUUUGGAACCGACGGAAAGCGAACUGGACGCACAAACUAGAGGAGAGGAAAAGGCCAGGUUGGAGAACGCCGAGAAUUUGGAAGUGGGCGAAGCGAUCGAGAAGGAAAGGGUGGGGUAUUCCGAACUAGGGGGGGUAGGGGAGCAGAUCAAGGCGCUGCGAGAGCUGGUGGAAUUGCCCCUACGGCGCCCGGAGAUGUUCAGAAGGUACGGUAUCCGACCUCCACGUGGCGUCCUUCUAUACGGCCCCCCGGGCACCGGGAAGACGCUCCUUGCCCGGGCGGCCGCGAUCGAAUCUGGAGCGUCGAUGUUCGUCAUCAACGGCCCAGAGAUCGUCAGCGCGCACUACGGAGAGAGUGAGGAAGCGCUGAGGGACGUCUUUGCCGCAGCAGAGAAGGCCGCGCCGUCGGUUAUCUUCAUCGACGAGCUAGACGCAAUCGCCCCCGCUCGGGAAACAGGCACCGAGGACAUGGCCCAGAGAAUGGUCGCCGCUCUGCUCACACUUUUAGACGGAGGAAGCGGCAAUUUCAACCGGGUGAUAGUGAUCGCGGCGACCAAUCGCCCGGAGUCUAUUGACCCCGCGCUCAGGCGCCCGGGGCGCUUUGACCGGGAACUCGAAAUCGGCGUCCCGACCCCCAAGGGCCGCCUCGAGAUUCUUCACACCCUGCUCCGCGGCAAGCGCCACAGCCUGCGCCCCUCCGAUGUGAAUACGCUCGCGGCUGCUACGCACGGGUUCGUGGGUGCUGACCUGGCGGCGCUUUGCAACGAGGCCGCAUUAAAUGCGCUGAGGCGAAUCAUUGGCGCGCGCGUGCAAAGCGCGCAAUCUGCCGGUCCGCGGGAUGCGGACGUACGGAGGACUGACGUGAAAAGGGACGAAGGUCUGCGAGCGGAAGGGAAAUGUAGGAUUGAGAGUGCGAAAGGGGAGGUAGGAGGCGGGAAUAGAUCAGGGGAGGGCACUUUUGGAGAGCUUUUGGACAGUGUACAAACGAGCGGCCGAGCGGAAGAUACAGAAAGUAAAAGUAAACAAACUCUGGAAAACAACAUCGGGGCAACUAGUAGUGGUGAAAGCUCGGGAGCGCGGAACGGGCAGGUUCAGUCAGGUUCGGACAACGGGUUAGAGAGUGACGUGACGGCACGAUUGUCGUCUCUCGGACUCGAAGACCCAAGUCAGAACGGGGAUAGCGCGGGCCUAGCAGUGGAUUCGUUGCCCGGUCCGACCUCCCGGUUGCAAUCAAACCCUCUAAUCCUCCCCGACUAUCCAGAUCGUCAAAUUCAGCGGGACUCUGACAGCCUGAAACAGCUGCCGAGCCCCUCUAGUGAGCCCGCCAGUGCUUCACGCACCCCUUCAACCUCUGCAGAAACACCCAUCAGCCACAACCCCUCCAAUUCUCUGUUCGCUUCGUCAACCGAAAACCCUCCAAGCUCCGCAAACCCCCCGGAACCCCGAAACUUUUCCAAACCCCCCUGCAUAACCCUAGCCGACUUCGAAGCCGCCCAAACCAAGAUCCGCCCCAGCGCGAUGCGCGAGGUCAUGAUCGAAGUGCCACGUGUCCGGUGGGCGGACAUCGGCGGCCAAAAGGCGACCAAGCAGAAGCUGCAGGAGACUGUGGAGUGGCCGCAAAAGCACCCGGAGGCCUUCUCUCGGGUGGGCGCGCAGGCGCCACGUGGCGUGCUGCUGUACGGGCCCCCUGGGUGCAGCAAAACGCUCAUGGCCAGGGCCGUCGCAACUGAGGCCGGGCUCAACUUUUUGGCCGUCAAGGGCCCCGAGCUCUUCUCCAAGUGGGUCGGCGAGUCCGAAAAGGCUGUGCGCGCGCUUUUCGCGCGGGCACGCGCCUCCUCGCCGUCGAUCAUAUUCUUCGACGAGAUCGACGGCUUAGCCGCGACCCGGGACGACGGAUCCACGGACGGCGGAACCGGGGUUAGCGAGCGGGUUAUGAGCCAGUUACUGACGGAACUAGACGGGUUAAGCCCGCUUGCGGGGGUGGCGAUUAUCGGGGCGACAAACCGACCAGAUAUAAUUGAUCCCGCGUUGUUACGGCCCGGCAGAUUCGACCGGAUGCUCUUUGUGAGUCCGCCGGACUGCAAAGCGAGGGAGCAGAUUUUUGGGAUCUGCCUGCGGGCGACCCCCUGCGAUGCCGGCGUCCGGGUCGAGGACCUGGCGGAACGGACGGAAAAGUACACGGGCGCGGACAUCGCGGCGGUGUGCCGGGAGGCGGCGCUGGCGGCUCUCGAGGAGGACCUAUCGGCGACUAGCGUGAAGCCACGUCAUUUUGACGCCGCGCUAAAGACCGUCGGCCCGAGCAUCUCCCCACACGACGAGACCUUCUACGCAAGCUUCCAGCGGGGAUAAGCGACGACGCGGGUGCAUAUACGAGCUGCGGGCCAGGAUAAGCGAUGCGAUCGUUCAUGCCUUUGCGAGAGAGCGCACUCUGCACAAUGCGCAGUUUCCGUUGGUGAACGAGGCUUCAGAAAUCAAUGCUCGCGUCGAUCUCCGUCUUUUGCUCUUGAAGCGCAAGAGGAAGAGGACAAGACCGCAUUUGAGGAGUGGCUUUAACAGCAAGCACUGCCAAAGACCGCAUAACUUCAUUCUGAAUAUGCUCAGUCAAAGCGACGGUCAGAUGCAUAGGAUUGCGGCCUGCCGGUCGAGCGG
Molecule: messenger RNA, 4150 nt
Organism: Klebsormidium nitens
Lineage: Eukaryota; Viridiplantae; Streptophyta; Klebsormidiophyceae; Klebsormidiales; Klebsormidiaceae
Source: the annotation of a GenBank genome assembly